AUGUCUACCUCAACACAGUCGAGCGUUGCGACCGACGUCGACAGCAAUGGCGAUAACGAGUUGCCGAAAAUCGAGGCGCUGUUCCUGAUCCGCUUCGACAAGAAAGUCGGGUACACAAUCGCUUGGAAACGCACAACGACGGACAUUGAGCUGGAGAAUGCAGUAGAAUACAAGUCGCUGCCCUCGGGUCUUCACGCGCAAGCGUCCGACCUCGUCUACUUUACACACGAGGGUUAUGCUGGGCUCAGCGCAUUCGCACGGGGGGAGGCAGGGUCGGAAGAGCGCAAUGCCAACUUCGUCUCUGUUGGCGUAUUGGCGCGGCGGGAUGGUAUACUGGGCAGGACGUGGGGUGCGGCAGGACGGCUGGAAAGCAUAGCGAGGACGAUUGCGGAGGACGAGGGGGUUGCGCCGCUGGAAGAGUUCUGGGAGGAGCAGACGGCACAUGCAAGACAGCACGACAACACCAAGGGACACAGCCGGGCGCGCGCCAUAUCGACAGUCUCGGCAGUCACAAAAGACGACGAGCGGUUACCGGCAUAUCAUCCGGCACUCUCGAUGCUGAAAUAUCUCGAUGUCCUCGGCCCAUUGGUGUUUAGGCUUCAACAAGCAGCGCUCCUGCGCAAGCGGAUCCUCUUCGUUGGCGGCCCGCCUGUGCGCGCCAUGUGCGAGUUUGUCUACAUCCUCUCCAUUCUCUCAAGCCUCUCCGCACGCGACUCAGAACUGCUGCUCCCCGGUGCCGAAGCCCUCCUACGCCUCCCCUCCCUCUUCUCUGUCGGCGUUCACGACAUCCCCUCUCUCGAGGCCCCAACCACCAGUGGCUGGACAGCCUGCACAACCGACGAGAUCAUAUCCACCAAAGCCAAACUCUACGACGUCAUUGUCGAACUCCCAACCCAACAACGCCGCUGGCCACGCCUCCGCACCUCGUCCGGCACCCUCAUAAAAGCCAGCCAGCGCGACGUCGCGCGCUACAAAAUGCUUCACAAGGAGCUGUUCAAGCACCGCAACGCAUCCGUCGAGCGCUACACCGACGACGACAACGACGACCAACAACCCCUGAUAUCCCGCGCCUCAAUCGACGCCCACCGCGCCGACGACGAGUACAACGACUCCUACGACGACUCCAUGGUCGAGCCGAUUACCUGGUCGCGCCUCGCGUACUCGGGCUUCAUGUGGUGGGCCUCGGCGGGCGAGAAGGACAUCAACAGCACAUCCGAGCGCGACGCGGAUCGCGAGAUCCUCGGCGACUUGUCACACGUGAACAUCGAGACGAGCAUCAUUGCGUACUUCCACCGGCAGACGUCUUCGCUCGUCGCUACGUUGUCGGCGAUUAUCGAAGAGAGUGCUGAGGAGGAGGGAUAUGAGGGGGAGGAUGAGGUUAGUGUUGGCUGGGGCUGGAUGCAUGGAGUGAAGCGGAUCGCGCAUUUUUGA
This is a messenger RNA of Parastagonospora nodorum SN15, 1431 nucleotides long. RefSeq lists its product as hypothetical. NCBI's taxonomy places the organism in Eukaryota, Fungi, Ascomycota, Dothideomycetes, Pleosporales, Phaeosphaeriaceae. The record is from RefSeq and is a predicted model, not a curated record. Gene Ontology annotation, cellular component: lipid droplet. The transcript has 4 exons. The coding region runs from base 1 to 1431 and encodes 476 amino acids.